Messenger RNA from Fonsecaea monophora, 483 nucleotides. RefSeq lists its product as hypothetical. Gene Ontology annotation, molecular function: acetate transmembrane transporter activity. Gene Ontology annotation, cellular component: plasma membrane. The transcript is spliced from 2 exons. The record is from RefSeq and is a predicted model, not a curated record. The coding region runs from base 1 to 483 and encodes 160 amino acids. Lineage: Eukaryota; Fungi; Ascomycota; Eurotiomycetes; Chaetothyriales; Herpotrichiellaceae.
AUGGUUAUUGGGAAUACCUUCGGUGCUACGGCUCUAUCAUCCUACGGUGGCUUUUGGAUAGCAUUCGCUAUAGUCCUCACUCCAGGCGGUUUCCAAAUCGUCUCGUCUAUCGAAGAGGCUGGUGGUGCACAGGCGUUUGCAAAUUCAUUCGCAUUUUUCCUGUUUGGAUGUUUCAUCUUCACCACCAUCCUCCUCGUGUGCACCUUGAAGUCUACUCUCGCAUUCUUUCUCCUUUUCCUGACCUUGGAUCUGGCGUUUUUGAUGUUAGCGUGUUCCUACUUGACAACUGGAAGCACCAACGUUCAUCUUACUCGUGCUGGAGGGGCAUUUGGUCUCGCAGCUGCCUUCCUGGCUUGGUAUAAUGCUCUUGCCGGCCUCGCAGACACGUCCAAUAGCUUUGUUAUCAUUCCGGUGGCACACUUCCCCUGGUCCGAGAAAGGUUGCCAACAACGCGGACCCCGAACAGCUGAGCACACGGCCUAG